This is a messenger RNA of Aspergillus welwitschiae, 513 nucleotides long. Its product is annotated as PaaI family thioesterase. Bases 1 to 513 code for a protein of 170 amino acids. The record is from RefSeq and is a predicted model, not a curated record. Lineage: Eukaryota; Fungi; Ascomycota; Eurotiomycetes; Eurotiales; Aspergillaceae. The transcript has 2 exons.
AUGCAAUUGCGCGUGAAAAUAGGACAAUGGUGUCCUUUGCGAACACAAAAGCUAGUGAGAAAUUAUCGCAAAUGUGCUAUCGAGACAUUGUCCACCCCCAUAUCAGGACCCGUAUUGAAGACAGCAUUGAUGGAAGGUUACAAUCCGAGCAUUCGAGCCGUUCCCAUGGGCAAAGCAGCUGAUUAUACGAUGACACUGAGACCUCAACAACGGAUCUGCUAUUAUCCAGGGAAGCUGCAUGGAGGAAUACAGGCGUUCUACUUGGACCAAAUUUUCGCGGAUUGCUGUGCAGGAGCCCUUACGGCUAAUCUAGCUAUCUCUUAUCUCCGGCCAGUCAACCCUCAGGCUCCGCUGAGGAUCAGUACCUGGCCUGUAAGAGUGGAGGGGCGCAAGGUGUACAUGGAAGGAUCAAUCAAGAUUCCGGACCAAGCCACAGGGGCCCUGGUGGAGGCCGUCCGUGCUACGGCUCUUUUUAUUAUGCCCAAAGACAAGGCCGUUCAAAUAUCUAGUUGA